AUGGCUACCGAUCUUGCGGCAGGCACGCCUCUGGCGACAGCGCUGCAAAAUCUUGUCCAGCCUAAGCUCGCCGAGUUUGGCUGGACGACAGGCGGCGACGAUACGACCCUCUUCGAUUACAUCUUGCUCAUGCUCUCGAACGGCAAGAACGAGGAACAAGUCGCGACCGAGCUCUCCAACGACCUCCUUGACGAAGCCGAAGGCGAGAACACAGAUACACACCGCUUUUCGCGAUGGCUCUUUGAACAGGUCGACCAGCUACGCGGGAAUUCUGCUGGCGGCAAUGCGCAAACAAGCGACAACCAAAUGGAAGAUACCGAUCACGGCUCCUCUGCAAUCGCGCAAGAUAUGGAGAUGGAGGGCAUCUCAGAAGCCGGAGACGCUUCAUCAGGCACUAUGUAUGACACCAAUUUUCUUUCAAAUCCUCCUAUGUUGUCCUCUCAAGAUGCAAGAAGAGACAGCGCCUGCGGACUCCCGAUCCCCACAAUCGAGUCCUCUUGGCGCGAGUCUUCGAAGGCCCCUCGGACUUGCAGCACUUUCAGACGACAAUCUCUAACGAAAAGCAGACCCACCGGACCUAAAGCUAUGCGGAACAGCAGCGGUCCUAAGCAGGCACGCGGCGGCCGCUUAAUGAAUCAGGUGAACAGGCAAAUGAGCCGUAACGACGACCCUCUCCACCGUGUUCGGGGUACGCAAGGUGCUGGACGUAUUAACUCGCACUUGCGAGACCCACCGAAAGGACCUCGCGGUCAGAACAUUGGACGAGGACUCGAAGCAAUGGCGAACGGAAGGGGUUCCGGUAACAUAAAUAUGGGCCCUGGCAUGAACGGAAUGGGUGGGAUGGGUAUGAACAUGGGUGUGCCGAACAUGCCUAUACCGCCCAUGGGACAAGGUCUUCCGGGAGGAGGAUUGAACCCUCAGCAGCAGAUGGCCCUCAUGUCCAUGUACGAGCAGCAAGCGCAGAUGAUGCAACAGAUCUUUUCUGGACAGUCUCCGCAACCAUUCGUCAACCCCAAUUUUCAGAAAGGAAAGAAGCCAUUCGCUCGUGGAUCGCAAGUACACCGACAGAAUUUGCCUCAAUCGACUAAAUUUACGAAGAAGGAAGGCGAUGACGAGAACAUGACCGAUGGGCCUGCGGCCGAUGGUGAAGGCAUGCAGGCGGACACGUCGCGACCAGGGCCAGAUUCCGCGACGACAAUGUGUCAUUUCAACCAGAAGUGCGCCAAGGCUGAUUGUCCCUUCGUCCAUUCCUCGCCUGCAGCUCCCAAGACCGCGGUUGUCGAUAUGAACACUACAUGCGACUAUGGAGCGGCGUGCAAGAACUUCAAAUGUGUUGGCAAGCACCCGUCUCCCGCUAAGAAGCAACAGUUCCAAGCCGAGCAGGAGUGCAUUUACUUCCCCAACUGCCGCGAUCCACAGAAUUGUCCGUACAAGCAUCCGACUGAGAAACCAUGCCGCAACGGUGCCGACUGCACGACUCCCGGUUGCAGUUUCUGGCACAGCUCUGUUGUCUGCAAGUUCAAUCCCUGUACAAACGCUCGCUGUAUCUACAAGCAUCCUCUGGAGGGUCAGAAGAAAGGCAAUAUGGCCAAGGGUAACGUUUGGGUAGCACCGAAAAAUGGGGAAGAGCAGAAGAAGGAUCAUGUAAGCGAAAGGAAAUUUAUUGACGAGAACCAAGAGGAGGAACUGAUCAUUCCGGGAAAGGCUGACCAGAUGGCGGAAGACGCACUGUGA
Didymosphaeria variabile is the source of this 1734-nucleotide messenger RNA. RefSeq lists its product as uncharacterized. The coding region runs from base 1 to 1734 and encodes 577 amino acids. Gene Ontology annotation, biological process: regulation of mRNA stability. NCBI's taxonomy places the organism in Eukaryota, Fungi, Ascomycota, Dothideomycetes, Pleosporales, Didymosphaeriaceae. The transcript has a single exon. The record is from RefSeq and is a predicted model, not a curated record. Gene Ontology annotation, molecular function: poly(A) binding. Gene Ontology annotation, cellular component: nucleus; cytoplasm.